Messenger RNA from Orbicella faveolata, 1962 nucleotides. RefSeq names its product GRB10-interacting GYF protein 2-like. The record is from RefSeq and is a predicted model, not a curated record. Lineage: Eukaryota; Metazoa; Cnidaria; Anthozoa; Scleractinia; Merulinidae. Gene Ontology annotation, cellular component: cytosol. Gene Ontology annotation, molecular function: protein binding.
UCGACAAUGAUGACAUGAAGUCGUCGAAACGUCAUGUAACUUUACUUAUGUUAAUUUUCCUGCUUAAGUGUUUUUCGAAAUCGUUUUUUAGAGGAACUUAAUUUGCUCUAGGUUAAACUUAAUAUUCAAAAACCUUAAUUUGCCUAGUCUGUCCACAGAUGGGUUUUUUUAUUUGCAAGCAACAGGAGCGAUCACGAAGCAGGUAGAAAAAAAAUUUAAAUAGUUUGGAUGGCUGAUGUCAGGUAGUGAAAGUUCUUUCACAUCUGGCAAUACCUAGCCCAGUACUCUUGCAUCUCUUCUUCUCAGAAGCUAACAAUAGGCUAUUGAUAUUCAUGUCCUUAAGAAACAGCAAGAAGAAGCAAGAAGGAAACAGGAGGAAGACUUGAGAAGAAAACAGGAACAGCAGGAAGCUCUCCGGAAACAGGAACACCAACGGCAGCAGAUGGAGCAACAGAAACAGAAAGAGGAACAAAAGAGGAUGAACGAGUUACGACAACAGCAACAGCAGGCUCUGUUGCGACUUCAGCAACAGCAGCAGGAGCUGCUGAGAAAGAAAGAGAUGCAACAGAAAGCUGAAAUGCAGCAGCGAGAAUUACAGCAGAAGUUACACCAGAAGAGACAGGAGAGUCAGGUGUCUGGUGGAUCUCUGUGGGGUGCUCCUACUCCUGUAUCAGGGACCAUGUCAAUUGCUCAGAUUCAACAGCAAGAGGAAAGGGACAGACAGCAGCGAGAACUUAAAUUACAGCAGCUCCAAGCUCAACAGCGCGAACAACAGGCACGGGGAGUGCCAAGCUGGGCAGAGAGGCCUGCUGUGGUGAACCAGCCUGUCAAGUCAUUGCUGCAGAUUCAACAGGAACAGGCACAACAACAGAAUAAGAGACAACAGGGACCUGCGCUCUCUAGAUCACAGCCCAGUCACAAUCCUCUGAGUUCCUCAGUCUGGGGAAAUACUGGCCAUCUUUCGACAUCCUGGGGACCUGCUCCUAAUUCUGCAAACAUCUGGGCCACAGCGCCGUCUAAACCCUCACCGCAGCGUUAUGAUGACGACGACGAUGACGAUGACGACGAUGAUGAAAGCGAUGACGACAGUAAUGGAGAUUCCUUCUGGGAUGAUGCUGUCAAGGCUGCCCGCAAGAGCCGGGAACAGCACCAGCCUCUGCCACAACGGCAGCAGCCAAAGCCGAGCCACCUUCAAGCCAACAAGAUGCCUGAUAAACGAACAAACAGAGAUGAGGAAAACUUACGGCGACUCUUUCAGAAUCAAUCAAGUGCUGACGAGUUUUCUCUGUGGUGUGACCAGGCUCUUCGCAGCUUAAAUAAUGCCUCAGGAGUAGACAUUCCAACGUUUUCAGCGUUUCUCAAAGAUAUCGAAUCACCUUACGAGGUUUACGAAUACGUCAAGUCUUAUCUGGGAGACAAUCGAGAUACCAGAGAAUUUGCUCGGGAAUUUAUCGAAAGACGAAAGAAACAGAGAGACAAAACUGCGGCUUCUCUUCCGAGCUUUCCUCAAGCCAGCGUGUGGGGUGCUCCUGUUCCUCGAGGGCCAUCUGCGGGAAGGCCAACAAGUGUGAAUCAAUCAGGUGCCUUCUUAUCGGGGCCAGUCCAGGAGGACCCGCAAGACGCCAUGAAUAAAAAGAAGCGAAAGAAAAAGAUGCAAAAAGUUGAUCCAAGCAUCCUGGGAUUCAGUGUCAACGCAGCGGAUCGUGUCAAUAUGGGAGAGAUACAAACUGUCGAGGAUUAACCGACACAAAGACUUGCUAAGAAAUACAAUGAAGGCGAGCGAGCGAGCGGGCGAGCCGCGUCCAGCAAUUGUCCGAAGAGGAAAAAAUGUUUUAUAUUUAGACAACACAAGGAUUAGUGAAUUUUAAUAGCUUACCGUGAGGAACGGUGGAGAAAUAUGGCGACUGUACAAACUGUAAAUGGCGAACAACAGCUUAAGCCUUAAUAUAGCUGAAAAUAUUU